Molecule: messenger RNA, 258 nt
Organism: Cercopithifilaria johnstoni
Lineage: Eukaryota; Metazoa; Nematoda; Chromadorea; Rhabditida; Onchocercidae
Source: the annotation of a GenBank genome assembly
AUGCAAAAAAAGGCAUUCAUUGCAGAUAACUGUAAGAAGAGAGGGAGACAAACGUACAGUCGUCAACAAACGUUGGAACUUGAAAAGGAAUUUCACUACAACAAAUAUUUAACCCGACGACGGCGUAUUGAAUUAAAUCGAAUGCUUGGUCUCACUGAACGACAGAUCAAAAUUUGGUUUCAAAAUCGACGGAUGAAAAAGAAAAAAGAGGAUAAAGCAAGGGAAGAGCACAGGAAUAUUCAUUGUUUCGAAAAUUAA